This is a messenger RNA of Cucurbitaria berberidis CBS 394.84, 1551 nucleotides long. RefSeq lists its product as uncharacterized. Gene Ontology annotation, cellular component: membrane; cytoplasm; intracellular membrane-bounded organelle. The record is from RefSeq and is a predicted model, not a curated record. Lineage: Eukaryota; Fungi; Ascomycota; Dothideomycetes; Pleosporales; Cucurbitariaceae. Gene Ontology annotation, biological process: sphingosine biosynthetic process. The transcript has 3 exons. Bases 1 to 1551 code for a protein of 516 amino acids.
AUGGCUUCGACUGCGGGUGACGACAAUCCUUUUAGAGACCCUUCGCUUGCCCCUGCUACUCUGCCGCAACCUCCGCACUCGACCGACGAUACGAGGGAUCAUGCGAAUGUUCCCGACACGCUCGCUGUGGGCAGAAAUGCCUCGCUGACGCUGGGGACAGACUCUCUGAUAGUAUUGGAUGAGGCGCUGUUGGAAAGCAAAAGCGGAAACUGCUGCGGCCUGUCUCUUGCUGGCAAGAACAAAUCCACUCGUUCAAUACCCUUCUACAACAUCCUCUGGGCUGAGCACUCGGACGACGGCCAAGUCACCAUCCAGUACGCGCAAACCGUAUCAAACAAAGCCGUCCGGCCCGCCAUCAUCAGUUACACUUUAGAUAAACCGGAUAGUGGACUAGCAGAACCUUGGACGGAGAAGCUGCUCGACCGCGCAUACGGAGCAUCGCAGCGCCAGAAACGCGUCAAGGUGCUCAUAAACCCUUUUGGGGGACUGGGUACUGCUGUGAAGAUCUACCACAAGUCCAUCGCGCCCAUCUUCGCGGCUGCGCGGUGCGAGCUGGAUGUGGAGAAGACGCAGCAUCAAGGUCAUGGUGUGGAAAUUGGACAAAACAUGGAUAUUGAGGCCUACGAUAUAGUCGCUUGCUGCUCAGGCGAUGGUGUAGCGCACGAAGUUUGGAACGGACUAGGGAAGAGACCAGACGCGGCAAGGGCUCUGGUCAAGAUGGCUAUUGCACAACUCCCCUGUGGCUCAGGAAAUGCGAUGAGUCUGAACUUCAAUGGGACGGAUAGCCCGAGUCUGGCGGCACUUGCUGUUGUCAAAGGGCUACGUACACCUCUGGACCUGAUAUCCGUCACGCAAGGCGACCGUCGCACCCUCUCUUUUCUCUCGCAGUCUGUCGGUAUAGUCGCCGAGACAGAUCUUGGGACUGAACAUAUGCGCUGGAUGGGAAGCGCGCGCUUCACAUGGGGCUUUCUGGUGCGACUCAUGGGCAAGACUAUCUAUCCUGCCGACAUCGCCGUAAAGGUCGAAUUCGACAAUAAGCCAGCGGUGCGAGAAGCCUACCGUGCUGAGGCCUCCAAGCCACCACGAAGCAACGACGACCGCGCACUGCCUCCCACCGACGAAGGCCUACCAACCCUCAAAUAUGGCACCAUAAACGACCCUCUCCCCUCCGAAUGGCAGCUUAUCCCCCAUGACAAACUCGGGAACUUUUAUGCCGGAAACAUGUCCUACAUGUCCCCCGACGCAAAUUUCUUCCCUGCCGCCCUCCCCUCCGACGGCUGUCUCGACCUCAUCCGUAUCCGUGGCGACAUCCCCAGACACACAGCCAUCAAAACACUAUUGGCCAUUGAGAACCACACAUUCUUUGACAUGGAACAUGUAGACUAUCAAAAGGUGAGCGCAUACAGGAUUAUUCCAAAGGGGCAGAAGGAUGGGUAUAUCAGUAUUGAUGGGGAGAAGGUGCCGUUUGAGGGUUUCCAGGCCGAAGUACACAAGGGGUUGGGCACGGUGUUGAGUAAGAGUGGGAGAUUGUGUGAGGCGAAGGGAGUGUAG